Molecule: messenger RNA, 3208 nt
Organism: Patiria miniata (bat star)
Lineage: Eukaryota; Metazoa; Echinodermata; Asteroidea; Valvatida; Asterinidae
Product: sushi, von Willebrand factor type A, EGF and pentraxin domain-containing protein 1-like
Exons: 17
Coding region: 52-2904 (950 amino acids)
Molecular function (GO): calcium ion binding; protein binding
Source: RefSeq, a predicted model, not a curated record
AUCAACGACUGUGACCACGAUCUCUGUCUGAAUAACGGGACCUGUCAGGACAUGGUGGCUGGCUACCAGUGCGAAUGUGCAGCGGGGUAUGAAGGAGAACACUGCCAGAUUGACUUGGAUGAAUGCGAAUCAAAUCCUUGCAGUAACAAUGCGAUCUGCACCGACGGUCCUCACUCCUACACGUGCCAGUGUGCGCCUGGGUUUACCGGAGAAUUUUGUGAGGUGAACUUCUUCGACUGCGCAUCGGAUCCCUGUCAGAACGACGGAACGUGCGUGGAUCUGGCCCAGAAUUACACCUGCUGUUGCCGGCCGGGCUAUAGAGGGCGCAAUUGUGAGAUCCUGGUCGAUCACUGCCAGUCGGAUCCAUGCAGGAAUAACGCCACCUGUAUGGCCAGCUUCAAUGGGGUGACCUGUCAGUGCUUGCCUGGGUUCAAGGGAGAGAGGUGUGACGUUGAGCUCAACGAGUGCGAGUUACAGCAAGUGGUAUGUCAACACGGAGGGACCUGCGUGGACAUUGUGAACGACUUCCGAUGCGCUUGCACCCCGGGCUACUCCGGCGUCAACUGCGAAACAGCUCUCUCGAGUGACUUUGACCUCAGUUUCCCCGAAGCCCGGACCUCGGACUACGCCAUGCUGCGUGGCACCCUGCCCUCCCUCCACGCGCUGACGGUUGCCUUCUGGAUGCGAACCGCGGACAAGGCCAACGCUGGCACACCGCUGUCGUAUGCCACGCGGGAGCCAGACGGCACGGUGCAAGACAACGCCUUCACGGUCAGCGACUACAACAGCUUGGCCAUCAUCCUGAACGGGGAGUUCAUGUACACAGAUGAGAAAUUGAACAGUGAUCCCAACUGGCGUCACGUUGCCAUUACGUGGGCAAGCCUGGACGGCGGAUGGGCCAUGUACGUGGACGGUACAGUCAGGCGGUCAGGUCAGGGCUUCCAGACCGGCUCAGUCAUACGAGGAUCUGGGGUGCUGGUUCUUGGGCAGGAGCAAGACAGCUACGCUGGCUCCUUCGCGCAGACACAGGCCUUCGUGGGUGACCUGAGCCAGUUAAAUAUGUGGGACUACGCCAUGACAUCUGAGGAGAUUACGUUGGUCUACUCUUCUUGUGCAGCAUCAGGGAAUGUGCUGGCCUGGUCACAGGUCACCUCCAAUCUCCACGGAGAGGUCAGCCUUGUUCAGAGCUCACAACUUUGUCCAAGUAUAAAUGAGUGUCAGCCGUCAACGUGUCGAAACGGUGCCACAUGUACUGAUCUGGUUGGCGCUUUCAAGUGUCACUGUGCCUUGGGUUACCAUGGCACGAAUUGUGAACUACUGAGGACGUCCUGCACCACUGAAACAUGUCUUAAUUAUGGGAGUUGCCAUAGCAACGGCUCCUUGUUGUUCUGCAGAUGUGCUCCCGGUUACUCAGGAGAACGAUGUGAGUUGCGUGACCUGUGCCAGUCUGUCACAUGCUUGAACAGUGGUGCCUGUGUGAAUGAUGGCGUGGUUGCAAAAUGCAACUGCGCUCCCGGUUUCACAGGUCGUGUUUGCGAGUACGACGUUAACGAAUGUGACUUGGAAAACGGCGGUUGUGCACACACGUGCCACAAUACACAGGGCUCCUUCUACUGCGGUUGUAAUAGUGGAUUUGCGUUGCAGCCUGAUGGCCAUUCCUGCAAUGAUAUUUCCUAUUGUAUACAUGAAGGAAGAUUCCACCUUGCAAAUGACGUUUGGGAUGUCAAGUGUUCCACCUGUCACUGUGAGCAAGGUGCUGCCGUGUGUCAGGUCAAAGAAUGUCCUGAAAUCAAAUGUCGCAAGAAGGAGUAUGAAUACCAAGCUCCAGGUGCCUGCUGUCCGCAGUGCUUACCAGCUUCAAAGAUCUGCACGGUCACCCGCGACGGCUGGCACGCGACCUAUGACUUCAAACGGUACGGACACCGAGGCAACUGCCGCUACGUGUUGAGCCAGGACUGUGUGGGCAGCCAGUUCACCGUAGAGGUCCAGUACGAAGCCACCAAGAAGAAGAUCAAGAAGUGGGCACUGUGGCUGCGGCUGGACUGCGUGGAGGUGGAGAUUGAUUAUGAUGGCUCAGUCAAGGUUACCGGUGUCCCCGUUGAGCUGCCAUACCUCCAUGCCGAGCCCAUGAAUGUCAUGGUCACACGCGCCAACUCGUCCACCGACGACGGCCGCGGUGUCAUGAUCCAGACAGACCGCGGUGUGGUGAUCCAGUGGUCCAGGUUUGGCGCCAUCCAGGUCCAAGCCCCGGGAACGUACAGCGGCCAGCUCUGCGGCCUGUGCGGCAACAUGAACGGCAACCGCAAGGACGACUGGACCACGCGGCAGUUCCUGCCGGCCCGCUCGGCCAAGGAGUUUUCCCACAGCUGGAAGGUGGACGGGUACCGCUACUGCGCCAAGCCCAAGGCUCGCGGCACCAGUCGCUUGGCCUUUGGAGGCAUCACCGGUGAUAAGAUCUCAGCCUGCUCUAGUCUGGGCUUCACCUUUCUGAAAGACAUCAGGAAGAAGUGCAGUGUUCUCAGGCUAAGAGCUUUCCAGAUAUGCCACUCUGUAGUCAGUCCAACCAGUUACUUUGAGUGGUGCAUGCAGGAUGCCUGUACAUGUAGCUCCAAUGAGCCCUGCCACUGUGAAGCCAUAGCGGCCUACAUGUACGAGUGCCAGCGCAACAACAUCAAGAUCAAGUGGACGGGCAACAACGCUUGCAGCAUUCGGUGUCCAGAUGGCAUGAUGUACGAUCACUGCGGCCCGGCCUGCCUUCCGUCUUGCGAAGACCCCAUCCCUACUGGGGCUGAGUGCCGGACACGCACCUGUGUAGCUGGCUGUCAGUGCCCAGCCGGAACGGUACAUCAUAAUGAGAACUGCAUCCUGCCCAGCGACUGUCCAGCAAGACCAGAAGGAGCUUAAAAAAAUAGACCUAAUGCUUAGCAGCCAUUUUAGAGGGCAAUGCCUUUGUUUGACUUGGAUAUGUAUGCGUGAACCUCUUGUGCUUUCAUUAUUACUCAAUCAAAAUAACAAAAGAUGCUGUCUAAGAUGGCCACUAUGCAGACAGUCUAUAUUAAGCAGAUGAAUAUUUCCUUUUUAAGAACCGCAGAUGCUAAACAAGAAAUGCAAGCUUAUCUGAGUUAUUUCUUUGUACAAAUCUGACUAUGUGUGUUACUAUGUGUGUUAUUAAUUUAUGUACAUUACCAGGCAAUUUGCGAGGAUCGCC